UUUAAUUUAAAAUGGAAAUAAUAUCUCCCAAAGGGCUAAUCCGUCAUUUGCAUAAAUUAUCAUUCCCAAGCAUGUGAAGCCUCAAUUGCAUGAUUGACGAGCUAUCCUCACCACGUGGCGCACUGCUAUUUGUCAGUUCAAGUGCUUCGGGAUUCACAGUUCUCACGCACAAUAAUUAAAGUUUGGAAAAGAAACAAGGCAAAAAAAACGCAGCAAGAAAACACACACACUACCAAGUCACUCUCACUCAUCCCCCUUUCCCAACUGUGCUUUCUCUCUCUCUCUAGAAAAAAAAAACUCCUAAUUUUUUCCCCCCCAAUCUCCAGCACCACCACCUUACUUUCUGAUUCAAUGAAUUUUCAUUCAUCAAGGCUCCAUAAUUGAGUUCAUCAAUUCAUCUGAAAUGCUUGAAGCAGCAGCUGCAGUGGUGAGCAAUGGCGGAUUUUCUUCACACUCUUCUCAGCUGCACAGCUGCGGCGGCGAUAGUAGCGAAGAGGAGCUUUCCGUUCUUCCCCGCCACACUAAGGUUGUUGUCACCGGCAACAACCGUACUAAGUCGGUGCUCGUUGGCCUUCACGGCGUCGUAAAAAAAGCCGUUGGCCUUGGUGGAUGGCAUUGGCUGGUUCUGACCAAUGGGAUUGAAGUAAAGCUACAAAGGAACGCUUUAAGUGUCGUUGAAGCUCCAACAGGGAAUGAAGAAGACGAUGAUUUCGAAGUUGAGCAAGUACAGUGGAACAACACAGUUAUGGCAUUUGAUGAUGCUCACAAGUCCCAAAGAUCGAGGCAUCGUAUGUACCGUUCACUUGGUUCGUCUAACAAGACUUUUAGCCGGUCUCUCUCCUGUGAUUCACACCCUAAAGAUUCUGUUUCAAGAGCAAGGGGCUCUAUGGUUGACCUGAGCAAACUCGAGAUACCUGCAUUAUGGAGAUAUUUGCUGCACUUUAACCUUGACAAUGCCAUUCGUAACCCCUCCAAGGAGCAACUCGUCGAUGUUGUCCAGAGGCAUUUCGUGUCAGAUCAACUGGAUGAGUUGCAGGUUAUCACGGGUUUUGUGAAGGCUGCAAAGAGGCUCAAGACAGUUUGCAAAUGACGUUUACUCUGUGUAUUUUGGUUCUUGAUGAUGACUCUAACAAUUGGUGACACCCAAACCCACAUUAAACUGACCCGACCCGCGACCCGUGACCCGUAACCAGAUGUUAUUAGGAUAUGAUUAUGUACGUAUGUGUAUGUAUCCUUGGAGAGUGAGUGUCAUGUUUAGUUGUUGUGUAGGCGUAGAUAUAAUAGAUAUAUUAUAACUAUGUAGAUAUGUGUUGAACCUGUGGACUGAUUGAAUAUUCCUAAUAUAGGCCAUUCUUUGGCAAAUCCUUUGGUUCAAUAAUUUUUCUUACUAGGGGGAA
Messenger RNA from Erythranthe guttata (spotted monkey flower), 1397 nucleotides. RefSeq lists its product as uncharacterized. Gene Ontology annotation, cellular component: histone deacetylase complex. The record is from RefSeq and is a predicted model, not a curated record. Gene Ontology annotation, biological process: regulation of DNA-templated transcription. Gene Ontology annotation, molecular function: protein binding; transcription coregulator activity. NCBI's taxonomy places the organism in Eukaryota, Viridiplantae, Streptophyta, Magnoliopsida, Lamiales, Phrymaceae.